Drosophila albomicans is the source of this 657-nucleotide messenger RNA. It is a transcript of the gene RpS16, whose product is annotated as 40S ribosomal protein S16. The coding region runs from base 101 to 547 and encodes 148 amino acids. Lineage: Eukaryota; Metazoa; Arthropoda; Insecta; Diptera; Drosophilidae. Gene Ontology annotation, biological process: maturation of SSU-rRNA from tricistronic rRNA transcript (SSU-rRNA, 5.8S rRNA, LSU-rRNA); translation. Gene Ontology annotation, molecular function: structural constituent of ribosome; RNA binding. Gene Ontology annotation, cellular component: cytosolic small ribosomal subunit; ribosome. The record is from RefSeq and is a predicted model, not a curated record. The transcript has 5 exons.
AAGUUAGGGCGCCCUCUAGGUGUCGAAAUACGAACUAAAAAUUACAGUUCAGUGUAAAAAUAGGCACUUCCGCUCUUUUCUACCCAACUCGCGGAGCAAAAUGCAGCAAAAGCGCAGAGAACCCGUGCAGGCCGUUCAAGUCUUCGGACGCAAGAAAACCGCCACUGCCGUUGCUUACUGCAAGCGUGGCAAUGGACUCUUGAAGGUGAACGGACGUCCUCUGGACCAGAUUGAACCCAAAGUUCUGCAAUACAAACUGCAGGAGCCUCUCUUGUUGCUCGGCAAGGAGAAAUUCGCCGGCGUCGACAUCCGCGUGCGCGUCAGCGGUGGUGGUCACGUAGCUCAGAUCUACGCCAUCCGUCAGGCUAUUUCCAAGGCCCUCGUUGCCUUCUACCAGAAAUAUGUCGAUGAGGCCUCCAAGAAGGAAAUCAAGGACAUCCUUGUCCAAUACGACAGAACUCUGCUGGUUGGCGAUCCACGUCGCUGCGAGCCCAAGAAGUUCGGCGGUCCAGGUGCCCGUGCUCGUUACCAGAAGUCGUACCGUUAAUCUUUCUGCUGCUUUUCAAAUUGGAUUAGAUAUUUUGUACAACUUGAAAAUGUUUGUAUGCCUUUUUUCAACUGAAGAUGGCGUGUGAAUAAACGGAAUAAUUAACUUUA